UCUCACGAAGCACCACCAGUCAACCACCCACAGCCAUCGCCUUGUUCUUUUCCAUCCUCGCUAUCUCCAAGCCGCACACAUUGCAUCCCUCUCUGAGUUUGUGUGUUUGCAUUGCGCGGGUAAGAAUCGGCUUGCUUCUUUUUCUGUAUUUCGGCUUGCUUUUCAGAGGAAGCCACCAACGCCACCAGUUACAUCGCGCAUUUCCGAAAUUCUCACCGAGCCAGCGGGGCAUUCGUCCAUAUCAGAAACCACGUCGCUCAUAGUUCCAUUGCCCCUAAGGUGCCCUCGAUAUCAUGUCGCCUCCCUCGCCCAGCACGGCGCGCGGGCGGUCUAGCGGAACUCGCCUCUUCUUCUCAGGUGCUCCGUUUUCGCGCAGCCGAAGCGCAAACACGACGGCCGGAGCCAACAACGCCGCGGAAGGCGCGGGCAGGCCAUCAGCAGCACCCACUUCGUCUGCCGUGCCGCCGAGACCCAGCGGCGGCAGCAGCAGCAGCAGCGUCAGCAGCAGCGACGGCAGCAUCAGAUUGCAGCUUGAUUUCAACGCGUCGCCGCCAGCGCCGCUUUCCGCGCAGUAUCGCCGAGCGAGCAUGGACGCGUCGAUUCCGUUCAGAGACGCGUGUACUAACGCUGGCUCACUGCGCCUAGCGGGCGCUGAUACCGGCGAGGUCGCGGGGACCGGGCUACCGGGAAGACGCCCGAGCACGGCGGCACAGGCGGAGAGGACUGCGGGCGAUUCGCUGCGCGACGAGCUGUCCCGCCUGGCCAUGCUGGAGGAGUCGGCGGAGGGCGACGAGUGGCUCGGCGGAGAGCUGCUCCGCGCGAAGACUGACGGCGCCGCCAGUGCGGAGAGACGCGCAAGGGUGCGCGGAAUAAAUAGGAUCGGCGUCGCUCGCCCAGGCUCGGGCGGAGACCGCAGUGCGCAAUCGGCGGCGGAAGAGACCCUGUGGCCGGUGGGCGCGGCGGCGUGGGGAGCCGGCGAGCUCCCCGCGCUGUUCACUCACUCCAUGCCCUUCCCCCCGCCCAACCGCCUCGCAACCUCCGCCGCGCUGCGGGCCCAGGCCGAAACUGGCGCCACCUUCGGCGCGGAGAGGGGAGCGUUCCCCGGGGUAGGCGCGAACGCGCAGCUGUCGUCGCCGGAGUACGGCGCGACGCGCGCCGGCGUCAACGCUGCGGAGGCGCGCGCGCUGAACCGCAGCAGCAGCAUCGGAAACAAGGCGGAGAUGACGUGGAACGCGGCGGAUGGCGCAGCCAACGCGGGAAACGUCCCCCUCUUCCCAUCAUUCAGCAACAGCAACGGCAGCUACGGCGCUGCCGGGCGCAGAGGGUCGUCGAGCGGCGGGCAGAGAUCCCUGGAGCGAGGCGAGGUGCAGGCCGGCCUUGCGUCGGGCGCUUCGAUGGGCAGAGAGCAGGCGCCCAAGCCGCCGCUGCAGCAGCAGCUGCCGUCGCAGAUGCCGCACUUGCGGCAGCAGCCGCAGCCGUUCCAGCGCCUGCACCCAUCCGCGCGAGUCCCGCCAUCCGCGGUGCUGCCGCGCAACGUCGCCGGCUUGCGCCGACCCAGCAGCAGCAGCGGAACUGGCAGAGGGUUCGCCCGUGCGACAGGCGGAGAGUCGCCCAGCUACAAGUCGAACGACGACGGCUCAGUGGAGGGCGAUGGCGCUGCGUGCGACGCGGAUUUCCUGUCGGCGCCAAUUGCGCGAUCGGGGCCCAUAGCGUACGGGCGAGUGGGAAUGGCAGCGCAACGAGGGCCGUCCGCGCUGCGGCUACCCUCGGCGGGUCGCGACCUGCCGCCAUCGCUGCUUCAGAAGCUGCAGUCGCUGCAGCAGCUCACCCACCCGUCGCCUGCUCAAACUGCACACCCGCCCCUCGCCCCUGCCGCGGGGAUGCCUGCUGGCGCGGCGUUCCCAGCAGCUGAUGGCGCUGCAGAUGGGAAGCCACGUGUGUGGGACCGACUCGCGCCCCCCGCUGUGCCUGCAGCUACCAGCGCUGCGCCGCAAGGGGACGGGCGCAGCUCGUCUUCUCUCACGAGCUCCGGAUCACAGGCAGCCUCAGACGACGGGGAUCGCGCGCUGGAAAGCCACGGCUCGCCAAACGACGGCAUCACAGCCGCGGAGCCACCGUGCGCAUGCCUCAACUGGCAGGGGGUGGAGAGCCUGUGUCUGGACAUGGAGUUGGACCGCCGCCCCAUCGAGUCCAUCGACAUCAUCGUUCCCGCACCUGACAUGCACGACAGCGCUGCCCCCAGUGUUGUGUACGGGCUGCGCUUCGCUGGCACGGGCGAGUGGCAGCUGCCCGCGUGCGAGCAGGGCGGGGGGAGAGAGCAUGGCGAGCUGCGGCGGGACGGGGCAGGCGUGUGGGGGAGCGGUGCAGGCGCUGGGAUGGCCUCGCUGAAGCCAGACGCGCUGUGUCAGGGCCAGGCGCCGCUGUUCCAACUCACACCUAUGGCUGCCUGAGCAUCUUCGCGGGCCUGUUGCCUGUCGCAUGAUCCCUUGGAUGCUCUGGGCUAAAUCCUCGAGUGCGUUUGUGCAGCCUUGGGCGUCCAUGUACGGCGUGCUGUGCUGUACGUGGGUGCGUUGUGAGUGAGGGGAUGGGGGUAGGUGUGUGCCGUGUGAGCAUGCAUGUGCAACUGGAGAGUGCAUCUCUCAAGUGGAUUCCUGUGUAACCAUGCACAUGCAUGUGCUUGUUUGCUCCCAACGGAGUUCUGUGCUGUGACGCCUUUAUGUACCUUUGCCUUUUCGUAUUCCAAGCCAACGGCCAAAUA
This is a messenger RNA of Closterium sp. NIES-67, 2758 nucleotides long. The record is from the annotation of a GenBank genome assembly. Lineage: Eukaryota; Viridiplantae; Streptophyta; Zygnematophyceae; Desmidiales; Closteriaceae.